AGUAGUCCUUAUAUGGUAGUCACGCCAUCACGUGACUAACAAGCAACCCUGUAAGCCUGCCAUGUGAUUUGAAUAAAUCAGUCUGAAUGUGAUCUUGUCGUAGCCUGUAGUCCUGUUACUAUUACAGCCAUAACUCAAAUCAUUACAUGGUACCAGGAGUCGGAGGUCCAGGGCGACAAUAAUCAUAGAUAUGGAGAAAAUCAAGCCACCGCCAGAACUAGACAUGGAUAGUCGGAAUUUAGCGGAAGCAUGGAGAGAGUUUGAAGAGAGCUGGGAGCUGUACGAGAUAUCGAGUGGGCUAACAACAAAGGAGGAGAAGGUCCAAGUGGCCACACUUUACAGUAUAGUGGGGCUGAAAGCCCGAAGAGUUUUAAAGACGCUACCAGGAAUACCAGAGGCGAUAGCAGAGAGAAAGGUCAAAGACACCCUGAAGGCCCUAAAGGAUUAUUGUAUGCCGCGCACGAAUGUAACCUAUGAGAGGUACAUUUUCCGAACAACCACUCAAGGGGAACGGCAGUUCGAUACAUUUCUAACCGAGUUGAGACGCAAGGCCGCGCUGUGCGACUUUGGUGUAAUAAAGGACUCGCUCAUACGUGAUCAAAUCGUUAUUGGAACCAACAGCCCUACGCUGAGGGAGCGACUCCUCCGUGAACCGGAUUUAACCCUCACGACAGCCAUAAAUCUGUGCCGAGCUUCAGAGCAGGCGAUUGAGCAAUCGAAGUUGAUCACGAGGCCAGAGCAGUCACAGGAAAUCAAGGAAAUUGAUUCGCUAAACGCAAGAGCUCCGACACAGAAUCAGAACAAGGGACAGAGCUUCAAAUGCAGAUUUUGUGGGCUGCAACACGAUCGGGGGAAUUGCACAGCAUACAACGCAACCUGCCAUCGGUGCAAGGAGAAAAAUCACUUCGCCCGCUGUUGCACGAGGAAACUCCCCCAACCGCAAGCACAUCAACAACAGCGUGGUGCUUCUAGAGCUAUCCGCGAGGUCGAGUUACAAGAGCAGCAAGACCCAAACAACCUGUACAAAGAAAUCGAGAGCCUUUACAUCGAAGAGGUCAAAAGUAGCAACAAGAUAAAGUGUGUGGAACAGUGCCUGAGUUUGAAUGGGAAGAACGUGACUUUCAAAUUAGACAGCGGCGCAGAAUGUAACGUGAUCCCGGAAGCGGUUGCGAAAGAACUUGACUGCACGAUCGAACAAACAGCACUCAAACUACGAGCUUUCGGAGUAGGCAAAUGCUAUAUAGAUACACUUGUCCAAGGGCAAGAGAGCCCAAUCGCAGUUGAGUAUUAUAUAGUAGAGCACAAUGUUAGACCCAUUUUAGGCGUAGAAACGUGUCUGAAGUUAGGUUUAAUCACAUUUAGUGGUGGUGCGCGAGCGCAAGGUCUUAGCAUAGAUGCGCUAGAGCAGCCACGCAACCUCCUGGAUCAGUUUGAGGAUGUUUUCACAGGUCUGGGAUGUGUUGAGGGUGAGUAUGAUAUCUGCCUCAAAGAGGGCGCAAGACCUACAAUUCAGCACCAACGAAAUGUUCCACUGCGUUUGAUAGAGCAGUUAAAAACCACCAUCAAUGACCUUGAGCAACGGGAGGUAAUCAAAAAGGUCAACGAGCCAGUUGAAUGGGUGAGUAACCUUGUUAUUGUAGAGAAGAAAGAUAAAUCCCUUAGACUAUGCCUAGACCCCCCUGAUUUAAAUGAAGCCAUUGUAAGGGAAGAUUAUAAACCGCCUUCAAUAGAGAAAAUAUCAAGCACCCUUAAUGGGUGUACGGUAUUUACAGUUGUAGAUAUGUCCAGUUGCUAUUGGCAUAAGAAGCUGAGUGAUGCAGCAUCAUUACUCUGCACAUUUAACACGCCCUUUGGUAGGUUCCGGUUUUGUAGAAUGCCAUUUGGAAUUUCAUGUGCUAGUGAAGUGGCACAAAAAAUGGUAGAGGAGCACUUUGGUGACAUAGAAGGUGUGCUUCCUGUUUAUGAUGACAUUAUUAUUGCAGGAAAAACGACAGCCGAGCAUGACAGAGCCCUACACAAGGUGCUUGAGAGAGCCAGGGAACGCAACAUCAGAUUCAACAAAUCCAAGAUACAGUACCGGCUAGACAAGGUUGACGCCUCAAAGAGUGGACUUGGAGCCUGUUUGCUCCAGAAUGGUCAACCUGUAGCAUAUGCCUCCAGGGCCCUGACUAGUGCAGAGCAAAACUAUGCACAAAUAGAGAAGGAGUUGCUGGCAAUUGUAUUUGGAUGCGAGAGAUUCAAUAUGUAUACCUAUGGGGCAGAUAUUGAUGUUAUGACUGACCAUAAACCUUUAGAGUCCAUCUUUAGGAAACCGCUGCACAAAGUGCCUCCCCGUCUACAGCGAAUGAGGCUGAGACUCCAAAAAUACCACACUUCUGUCCGUUACGUGCCAGGCAAGUACCUAUACAUAGCCGACACCUUAUCCAGAGCAUAUGACACAGAAGCCCAAACCCAGACUAAUGACAUGCAUGACGAAAUGGAGCACAUGGUGCAUUGUAUUAUGACAGACCUGCCUGUCUCAGACACGAAGCUCUCACAGCUCCAAGAAAUAACAGGCAAGGACCAGGACAUGUUACUUCUUGGUAAGUAUAUAAGGGAAGGGUGGCCGCAAAACAGACAAAGUGUUCCAGUGCAACUUAGACCCUACUGGAAUGUGCGUCAUGACCUACACCUGUUAGAUGGGCUUGUCAUGAAGGACCAGCGAAUAGUUAUUCCAGUCACAUGGAGACCGCAAAUUCUCCAACAAAUACACAAGGGCCAUUUUGGUAUAGAGAAAAGUAAGGCUAGAGCACGGGCCGCGGUAUACUGGCCGGGUCUUAGUGCCAACAUCUCCGAAAUGAUAACAAAAUGUGACAAGUGUUUAAGUUUACAGAGAAAACAGCAGAAAGAGCCAAUGCAGCUCAGGGAGGUACCACUGUUGCCAUGGCAACACAUUGCAUUAGACAUUGGUGAGUAUCAAGGGAAGCUCUACCUAGUGGUCAUUGACUACUAUUCCAAGUAUAUAGAAGCAGUGAACAUGAGUGGGAAAAAAGCUGGACAUGUUAUCAAGGCGCUGACCGAAAUUUUUUCUAGACAUGGAUACCCUGAAACGCUCACAGCUGAUAACAACCCUUUUAAUGCAGAAGAAAUGCACGAAUACGCCAGUCGAUGUGGAUUUAGAGUUAUUCCUACUAGUCCUUUAUACAGCCAGUCCAAUGGCCUGGCAGAGAAAGCAGUAGGGAUUGUAAAGGGAAUCCUAGGUAAAGGAUGCAAUCUACAUGAAGGUCUAAUGGUCUAUCGCAACACUCAGGUAAGUAAUUUUCCAUACUCUCCUAACCAGAUGCUUUUCAGUCGUCAGGUACGCACAACCCUCCCCAUGCACCCUAGAGCACUUCUCCCCACUGUGCAUGAUGACAUCCGCAUACAGCUACAGGAUCGGCAAUUGAAAACAAAAGAGUACUAUGAUAAGGGAUCAAAGCCCAUACCCCCAUUGAAGGAGGGGGAUAUGAUAAGGUUUCAGAAACCUGGGGAGAAGAAUUACAGUCCUGGUUGUGUCAGUGGAGUUCACAACACUCCCAGGUCCUAUGUGAUAACAGAUCAAACUGGGAGGGAGUAUCGCAGAAAUAGGCGCGCGCUUAAUGCAUCUAGGGAACCACCACUGUAUGUCAGUAAGGAUGAUAUGCUAGAUAGCACCUUCGAAAGUGAAAAUGUAGUGAUCACUCCAGAAGAGCCACGUAGAUCUAGUCGUGCCAAAUCUGCACCAGUCUGGCACAAGGACUAUAUCAUGGACUCUUAGCACAUCAUAUCUUAUCCUUAUUAUGCUAUUGAUUAAUUAUGAUUAUUCAUAGAUUAUUAAUUAUUGUAUAGCUUAACUUGAGAGGGGGGUGUUAUGAGUAGUCCUUAUAUGGUAGUCACGCCAUCACGUGACUAACAAGCAACCCUGUAAGCCUGCCAUGUGAUUUGAAUAAAUCAGUCUGAAUGUGA
This is a messenger RNA of Nematostella vectensis (starlet sea anemone), 3963 nucleotides long. RefSeq lists its product as uncharacterized. The record is from RefSeq and is a predicted model, not a curated record. The transcript is spliced from 2 exons. Gene Ontology annotation, biological process: DNA integration. NCBI's taxonomy places the organism in Eukaryota, Metazoa, Cnidaria, Anthozoa, Actiniaria, Edwardsiidae. Bases 191 to 3775 code for a protein of 1194 amino acids. Gene Ontology annotation, molecular function: nucleic acid binding.